Aureococcus anophagefferens is the source of this 645-nucleotide messenger RNA. RefSeq lists its product as hypothetical. The transcript has a single exon. The record is from RefSeq and is a predicted model, not a curated record. Gene Ontology annotation, cellular component: U1 snRNP. Lineage: Eukaryota; Pelagophyceae; Pelagomonadales; Pelagomonadaceae. Gene Ontology annotation, biological process: mRNA splicing, via spliceosome. Gene Ontology annotation, molecular function: U1 snRNA binding. Bases 1 to 645 code for a protein of 214 amino acids.
AUGGCGUCGGUCCAGCCCAACCAGACGGUGUACAUCAACAACCUCAACGAGAAGAUCAAGAAGGACGCCCUGAAGAAGUCGAUCUACUCCGUCUUCUCGCAGUUCGGCAAGAUCCUCGACGUCGUCUGCUGCCGGGGCCUGAAGCUGCGGGGCCAGGCCUGGGUCGUCUUCGCCGACGUCGGCGCGGCGACGAACGCGUUGCGCCAGAUGCAGGGCUUCCCCUUCUUCGACAAGCCCAUGCGCAUCGCGUUCGCGAAAGCGAAGAGCGACGUCGUCUCCAAGGCCGACGGUAGCUUCGUCGCGCGCGAGAAGCGGAAGCGCGAGGCGCCGCCGCCCAAGGCCCCGCCGGCGACGGAGGCCCUGGAGGCGCCCAAGCCCGCCAAGGCGGCCAAGGCCGACAAGAACGCGACGCCGUCGAACGUGUUGUUCGCGCAGGACCUGCCCGACGACUGCAACGACAUGAUGCUCUCGAUCCUCUUCCAGCAGUACGGCGGCUUCAAGGAGGUCCGCAUGGUGCCGGGCAAGAAGGGCAUCGCCUUCGUCGAGUUCGCCGACGAGACCCAGGCGUCCCUCGCGCUCCAGGGCCUCGACAACUUCAAACUCACGCCGACGGACACGCUCGCGCUCUCCUUCGCCAAGCGCUGA